ACAUUGGUCGUGGCCUGCAAGCUGUCCUGCUUCCCUGUGGCAGGAGCGACAGAUGUGGCUAUGGCGAGCGACUUCAUUUCAUUCCAUUUGCCCGCGCAAGAUAAGCGGGAACUCAAAAUCCUCGAAUGGCUUACGCAUAACCAAGGCCCGAGUCGCCACCCUGAAAUACGAAGAUAUCGAACCCCAGGAACCGGUGCAUGGGUAUUUUCCCAGCCACAAUUCAAAAAGAAUGGAUCGAUAUUGAUUCCACAGCAAAUUUUCUGUGGUGUAUUGACGGACCCGGCUUUAGAAAGUCAACAUUGAUGUCAUUCGUGAUUGACGAGGUCCGAAGCUCUCACACCGGCGCGGAUGCAGCAGCAGUGUACUACUACUGCGACUAUCGGAUGCGUACCUCACAGCCUUUGGUUUCAAUACUCGGGUCCAUGAUAAAGACAUUUGCUGAGCGGUUGAAUAGCCUCCUACCCUCCCUUAGUCAGUUAUAUGAUACCUGUCACCGGGAGAGCCGGCCACCUUAGAAAUCGGAGCUGGACGCCAUCCUGAAUGAGGUCUGCUGUCUACUCAAGUCUCCGCCCGUUCUGAUCGAUGCACUAGACGAG
Molecule: messenger RNA, 596 nt
Organism: Aspergillus homomorphus CBS 101889
Lineage: Eukaryota; Fungi; Ascomycota; Eurotiomycetes; Eurotiales; Aspergillaceae
Exons: 3
Coding region: 198-515 (105 amino acids)
Source: RefSeq, a predicted model, not a curated record